Pseudoliparis swirei is the source of this 533-nucleotide messenger RNA. Its product is annotated as CD59 glycoprotein-like. The transcript is spliced from 4 exons. NCBI's taxonomy places the organism in Eukaryota, Metazoa, Chordata, Actinopteri, Perciformes, Liparidae. Bases 123 to 446 code for a protein of 107 amino acids. The record is from RefSeq and is a predicted model, not a curated record.
CAUGGACUCUGAACCCAAACAGAUGGUCUGUUGACUUUCCCUGUUGACGCUGUAAUAGGAAGUCUGUUCUUCAUGAGCUCAAAGUCGUUGUCCUCGCAGACGUGACAGAGCCUUCAGUCACGAUGAGGAGCUCGGUGUUGUUUUGCCUGGCUGUCAGCUUUGCCAUGUUUGGAUUUGGCCUGUCGCUGCAGUGCUACUCCUGCCCCGACGGGCCCUCCAACGGCUGUGAGGUCAAACAGGAGUGUAACCAAGGUGAAGACAGCUGCCUCAAACUCACCAGUGGUGGAAAGACCUACUCGAGCUGUUUGAGGUACGCAGAAUGUGACUUCAUGAUUCUGGCCGUCAGAUAUUCCCUCGCUGACUUUGACUUUGACUGCUGUCAAUCAAAACUCUGCAAUGGCCAAGAAAAAAGCUUCCUUCAGAAAUUUAAGGACUUGUUUGGUUAAAUAAAUACAAACAAAUGUCGAUGCUUCCGACAGUGAACCAUGUUUGACUGAUGAGACACAUAAAUAAACUGAAGGCUCUACUGGUCA